AUUGACUCCAACCCACCCCUCACCAUCACCAUCGCCAUCCUCCAACUUGCCAACGUCUGUACGAACACUCGAGUACCCUUGAAUUCACCCCAUCGCCCUUGAAUCUUGGACCAACACCAACACCAACAGCACCAACCUCCAAAAACCAAUUCCUUUGUCGCUUUCCCUGUGCCUGUGCCGAUCUCAACCCCUCAACCGCCCAACGCUGUAGCCGCACAUCGCAUCGCAUCGCAUCACAUCGCAUCACAUCGCAUCACAUCGCACUUCAAAUACCCAACCCACACCCAGCCCAGGCAGCCUGCUGUCAGCUCCAGAUUGAUGGUGAGUCGGUGCUGUCCAUGGGAUGAAUUGCGCCUGCAAAAGCUGCUCAGAAGUCUGAAGGCGUGAGAGAAUUCACUGCACGGUAGAGGGCAAUCGGCGGUGGAACAAGGGUCGCAUCGUACAGUACUGAUGGUCGGCAGUCUAAUAAUCCCAACAACCUCCGAGCCUCAGCCAACGAGACCGCUGACCAGAUCAUUCGUGACAUCCUCGACGAUACUCGUUCCCCGGAUGAGAUCAGCCCCUCGGGCGAACUGUACAGAUUUGUAGAGAGAUUCCAUCGAACUCGUGGCAUCGAGAAUAGCCACCGCUCAGCUCAGCAGUUGCCCAGCUUGCGAGACAACUUACGAGCCAUUACUAUGUCCUCCGAUCCGGAUCCAGACAGAAGACGCAGACUGCAGAGGGAUGCACUCCAGUCGUCGCCCUUGUUUGCCCCUCCACCACAGCCGCAGGCCCUCGAGCCCACAUCGCGGGAUAGACUCAUAAAUUCGAGACUGUCUGCACUGGCACGUCGUACAGGCCGGCCCAGGAUGUUGCCAAGUGACCGAUACCAGGAGUCCCAGAGAGGUUGGAGAGAUAAUAACUCCACUUCUUCCGUAAGCAACUUCACUCUGGGCGAUAUAGGGGAGGCAAGGAUGCGACUGGAGGAUGCUAGCAAUAUGAUGGAGGACGCCAGCUCAAGCUUGAGAGCUCGUCUGGAGGACCCUCUUCCGAGUCUGCCCUCGUCUGGUACCGAGUAUCCUGACCCCGAAUCUCGACGAGUCAAGCGACGCAAGUUGAACACCGACAAAAAGGACGCUGGUUUUCAGGGUUUUAGUUAUGGGAGAUAUGGUCAGGUUGAACCAGGCAAAUUGAAGAUGGAAAUUGUCAGUUGUGAUGGUGGUAUCUUUGAGAUGCACCGUGGAGAACCUCGCGAGGAGUAUGAACCCGAGAAUGUCCUUCUGGACGAUACUUCGGUCUAUUGCACGAAGAGCAAUCGAUGCAAUCUGGUUCUUCGACACCAAGGAAACACCACUUUUUGCCUUACCGAGUUGAUCAUUAAAGCGCCACACAAAGACUAUACCGCACCGUAUGUAUACCUUGACCUGAUAUUCUAGAAAUGUAUUAAUAGCUCUUUAGUAUCCAAGAUGGCUUGGUUUUUGUAUCCAUGACUUCAGACGACCUACUUACGAGGACUGCAAAUUACCAGAUACAGUAUUCUCCACCUCGAAAUCGACGGUCAGCCUUGGAUAGAUCACAAGAUGAGCUCCCGCCCAUCAUAUCCAUCCGUCAUAAUGUUGGUGAUGGUACUAUGAGCACGGCUCAGGCUCGCGCCAGGCGUCUGUAUGAUAUUGGCUUACAAGAUGAAGACUGUGAUUCUCGCACCGCACAGAUACCAACCGACUUUACAAGUACAGCACCCGGCUUUUCAAAUACCACCGAGUGCAGUGAUUCUGAAGACGACAGCAACAAUAUAGGACUCCGACCACGACAUCGCCGCCCUGCACAAUAUACCCCGUUUGACGAUGGUGAUUCCGAUUGGGGUGAGGACCUCCCACGGCCACCCGAGACCCCGUGGCACGAAUACUAUCUGGGCGCCAGUACCAUGGCUCGGAGUCUCCGUCGACGAGAAACAGCCAGCAACAUCACAUUAGAUGGCAAUUCCGAAGCGAGUCAAGCAACGCAGGAAUCUGUCGAAGCUGAAGGUGGAGAGCUCAUGAUUCCUCAUGCCAACUUCUUCAUCGAAAGUAAUAAGAGCAAAUGCACGGUGAAGUUCGACCCACCUGUCAGCGGCCGUUUUAUCUUAUUGAAAAUGUGGAGCCCUCAUCCAAGUCCCUCGGAGAAUAUUGACAUUCAAAGCAUUGUUUGUAAAGGAUUUGCUGGGCCAAGAUACUUUCCUGCUCUUGGUCUAAGAUAAUUAUUGUCAUUGCCUCGAUAUCGGGAGACGUUGUAACAAAAAUGAACGUCUCUUUUUGAGACCUUUCAGUUGUUUAUACGGUCAUGGGAAUACCCUGGCAGCGUGAAAUGAAUGCGGUGUGGCAUUUACACGUCAAGUAAAAUGAGUUAUUCGUCGCAUCGGCUGGCUAGGGUACAUAUUAGACUAGCAAAGUAGCUAGGGAAAGAUGAUUUCAUGGCAUUUUUCAUGGGUACGAAUAAUGAGAUUUUUUUUCUCUCCAUGGUUUCCCUAUUUCAAAGCUGAAAUCCUACCUUAAAGGAGGACUUGGGUUUUUACCUUAAAGGAGAUCUCUCUAAUAAU
Hymenoscyphus albidus is the source of this 2554-nucleotide messenger RNA. NCBI's taxonomy places the organism in Eukaryota, Fungi, Ascomycota, Leotiomycetes, Helotiales, Helotiaceae. The record is from the annotation of a GenBank genome assembly.